AUGCUAGGUGAGUUUGAACAUGGAUAGACUUGUUGGUAGUUAAAUAAUGGAGGAAGGGGAGGAGGAGGGAGGCUAGAAGGAAAGAAGGGGCUAAUGGGUGAGGUUAGGCCACUAAAAGAAUGAAAUGGUGGGAAACCAGGUCAAGGUUGGAAGUCAAAGGAGAUAGGUUGACGUACCUGAGAGCUAUUGGCCUUAGGUUUUGGGAAGCCUGAACUAGGUUGGGGCAUAAAUGAUUUAGGGUAAUUCAUGUAUGAAUUAUUUGCUGGAUAUAUAGUAGGGCUUUGAUAAGUAACCGGUACGCAGGACAGAGAAUUAUUCGAGGAUAUAAUUGGAGCUGCGGGGUUUGUAGACAUGCUGGGCUGAACAGACUUGUUAGAUCUAAGAGAAGGCGUCGUACCCCUAAACGGAACUGUACUCUUGGAGUAUGAUAUGCCCAGAUCUUUUAUAACCCUGGGCACAUUUAUGGAGUGACCUUCAAUAUUGUACUCUUUUAGUGCCGCCUUAGAAGACAACUCCGGGUUGUGCAUACAUUAAACUCCUCGUUCUGAUGUCUUCAGUCCUCUCCUUCCAACAUAGUAUUUCCCCUGAUAAGAAUAGUUGGAUUUGUUUCUAACGCCUCCCUGAGAAUGCCUGCAAACUGGCAUUAAAUACAAAUUAUUAUUAUUAUUAUUAUUAUUAUUAUUAUUAUACGCACUCACCCCGCUUGUUCACAACAUAUCUUCUGCUUGAAUUGACGAAAAUUCAGAAGUUAGGAUUCGAAAAGUCCCCUUUAUAAUCGCUUCUUUAUGUACAAUACUUUUUGACUCUUGAGUAAUUCAUAAAAGAAUUUCUUUCCGCAGAUAUGAGUGCAUUUAUGAACUGAGUGCCGCAAUUUUGGAUCAUUUACUUAGAUUGCGUCAGUCGGAGCCGCAAACGAUAGGGAGAGGUUUACGACGAAUACUCGUGUGAUUGACUUCCUAUUUCUUGAUUUCGUUAGAGAAAGCCUUGAUUCAGUAGGAAUAAUUAUGAUAUGUACUGAUCUGAUAUUCACGAGGAAAUAUAAGCUGCAUUUUGGUAGCUCGUAUUGUGGCAAACCAGCUGCUAGAUAUGCUAUGCUAGUUAUGUUUAUUUGUGGGGAGUUUUUUUUCAUCAACGCCCAUUAUUCUUCAUAAUAGGAUACUUAUUCAAAAUCUGUGAAUUUAGUAUCGUAUGGAUACUGUCUACCUGUUCUAAAAUUCAGGUAAAAAUUUACUCUUACUUGCUAUGAUCGGACACCUAUGGGUUUUGAAUGAAAAAUUAUUAUUACUAUUAUAAGAAUAGAUUUAUAAGAAUGAGUUAGUUCUUCGUUCCAUUGAAGCAAUAACCUGAACAGAGAAGAUUUUCGCUAAUGGUGUUCGCUGUCUCGGCCACCAUUGGCUGUCCAAGCAAGUCAACGGAAGAAGAAUAAUUUUUCACGCAUUAGGCGUUAUAUCUGAGCAUAUUUACAACAUGAAUAAUUGAAUGACGGAUUUCAAGGACAAAACUAGCAAUAGCUCGGACCAGGAGAGUUUUUAAAAAAGGAUAAGUCACUGUACGGUUAAAAGGGGACUUGACUAGUUAUUGCAUAAGUGGUAGAAUUAGGAAGCUUAGGAUCACAGAAGGCAGUGGAGAAUUCUUUUUCCAUCGUAAAUUGAACCGACGAUAGAAUGUAUUAAUUACGGAUAACUUUAUAAGUCGACUUACGGUCAGGUCGAGAUAACAGUGAGUCGGCGUCAAUUUUAUGUUCUUGUCUGGUACGUGUAGACCGAAUAUCUUAUCCUAAACCUAGGGAAUGUUCGACUGUUGACGUUUGGGAAGACUGAUUAAUUAGGCAGACGCAUAACCUGUAAUGAAAUCCUGUUCACUGUGGAAGUAAAGAUUCCAGGAAGAAAAUGAUGCCUGAAUAUUAGGACCAACUUUUUGACUUCUGUCAGUAUUUCCGCUUAAUCGCUUUGUGCAUAAAUUGGAUACGCCGCCGCGGCAGAUCUUCGCUGAAUGUUGUCAGACAGUUCAGAAUUAUUUAAAUCCCAUUCCACACUCGGAAAUUGCAAAGAUUUCUCUACUUGCGACUAUUAACCGCCUCUUGAUCUUCAACCCCCUCAUCACGAAUGUGUCUUAGUCAACUUUUUGCGAGGACUUUGCGUUCCAAUGAUGUGGAUAAGACUUAAGUUCCUGUCGAGUAUUUGGAAAAUUUCGAAUUCAUUAGUGCGAAUUAAUUCAGAGGCUUUCGUCUGCUGCCUGUCCCCGUCCGACGGGGCAGAUAUGAACAUAAGAAUGUGUUCCCAGAAUAUUCUGCACCAGGAUUCUUAUAUCUGCUCUCCUGAGUCCUGAGAUUAUUAUAAUGGCAAACCUGAGUUCAUGCUGUCCUGCAUAAUCUAUGAAGAAAUCCAUAUUUUAGUCCAAGCAUCAAAGAAGCACACAUUCUUGCUCAAGUGCAGCAAAAUAUUAGGGUGUACAUGCAUUCUAGAAUAUGAACCACAUUUUAUCUUGCGCCAAGGCAAGUUUUGUUAAGUUAAAGUGGCAGUCGGCAGAUUGCGCACGUGGUGGGCGGGUUGAUAUUUUCCAGGCUUGUGCCUUCUCGGGUGUUUGCCGCCAGUAUACUCUCGGCAGGUACUAUAUUGUGGCUCCAAGUUCACUUGAAUGAGUGAUGUAUAGCGCACUCAGGGGAAUUUAGUGAAAGCUUGAUAUUAGGAUAUUACUACGUCGAUGUGUUUCGUGGGUUUUUUGUUUUAUCGUCGCACGUGCGAAGUGCCUUAGCUCUCUUGAUGCAUCUUGCGCAGGUUUUUAACGCUGCAUUUGCAAUUUCUAGCAAUUGUGUUCUUUUAUCAGUUUCCAUAAGCUAGUUAGAAAGGCAUGUUUGUUGUCUUGCCCGCUGGCGUAUGACAUAAAUAUGCACAACUGAUCGGAUUCCUCACUGACCCUGAGCUCAUGGCUAAUGUCUCCUCAUCGUGGUCUUUCACUUGUCAUAAGAGGAUUGAGGAAAUCCUUGUCCGAUAUGAAAAUGCAUCUCAGAGCGGCUUAGUGGUUACUGGUUUGUCCUACGUGCAUGUGAUUUGCGCAAGGCACUGUAAAACCCUUGCACUGACUUCUUAGAUCGUUGGGUUUCUUUUGGUUUGGCGACAAAUCUGCUCCACGUAGCGCAUUUGUGACCGCUUGCAGCUUUUCAUUAUGUUGUGCAGUCAUGUACAUUAACAUCUGGAAAAGUUAUGCAUCAUCGUGGAUAUAUGAGAGCGAAGAACACUAGCGUAAGUCGUCUGAUGUGGCAGCCGUGUGCCAUGAUUUUAAACUCAAAUAGACCUUGUGACAGGUCGAAAGCAGUUUGAGGUUGAUCCUUGGCUUCCAACUCAAUUGAUCUAAAUCUUGAUAUGAGAUCGAUUGUAGGAAACCACCUUAGACCGGCUAUGGCAUCGAGUGUCGCCUCUGUGUGGGACAAAGUGAAGAAGUCUCGUGUUGUAAUAGGAUUUGACUGGCGGUAAUCGAUCCAAGACAGUAGUUUUCAGCCAUUUUCCGGAGCUAGUAAACUGCGGAGUCUCACUGUGACACUGAAUGUCGAAGGACGGCCUGUUAUGAGCAUUUCAUCGGUGAGAUUAUUGGCCUCUUGACAUUGUGUGGGAUAUGACAUGGUAGUCGCGUGCGUGCCCCCGACGUGGCGGAUUACCUAUGCGGAUAGGUCUUUCCGUGCAGAAACGUCGGUAAACGUAGCCAUUAGUAUUUUGAACUCCAUCAUAAUCGCGGUUGUCAGAUUGGUAUCUUUCUGUAAUGUAUCAUCUACGCAUAUCUGUCGCUGCAAAGGCCACUGGGGCCGCAGUCGCUGCUAUUAGUGUUUCCCCGUCCAUGUUUACGACUGCAGAUGUUACUGGUGUGUGUGAGGCGAAGGCCAAAAUUAGGCCUGGAACGUCACGGCGAUCCAUGUGAAGCAAGUCAAGCCAUAACAAAACGUACCGAGCCAAGGUAGGUGAGACCAUAGACGUGUGGUCGUUUGUGGUAGCCUGAAAUGUGGCUAGAUUAGACCCAUUAGUCUCGACAGACACCUCUUGGUCAGGAAUGCAGCUUGAAAACACUGGUCGUAGUUCAGUAUAUAUAAUUAUAUAAGGGAGAUAGACAGAACCUUGGAAAAUCCUAUCUACAGAUAGAAGGCUGAAAAUCAUGUACAUAUUUACGUAACAGUUUUGCCAGUCAUUGGUAUCGAAUAAAUAUUUGACUAUCAACCAUAAAUUUACCAAUUCUUUUUUUUUGAAGGUCUCAACGUUUUCCGCCAAGACAACGGAUUCGACAAUUCGGUCCACCCUUCAACCAGCCCGUGGGAUAAGAAUUUGGCCCGCACUUCAAGUUUGUCAUACUUUAUCGUCAAAUUGUAUUGGUAGCCUCGGGGAUUGGUCAUUCGCGCCAGUUCCAAAAAAAAAAAUAAUCAAACUGAAGAGCACAGUCUGCCCUCUGACGAUCCUAAAGGCCCUGAUAAUGUCCUCUCUGUAUUGUCUAUAAGAGAAGAAAUAUUUUUAGCCUUUUCAGGCGUCUAUCAUAAGGUAAGCAACUUUAUCCGCCGACCAGUUUGGUUGCUUUUCCUUGUAAGUUCUCCAACAGGGUGUAAUCUUGUUUCAUUAGGGACACCAUGCCCUAACGCAACAUUUCAGCAUUGGCCGAACAAAUGUUCCAAAUACUCAGCCGAAAAGUUCUUCAUCAAGAUUGAGGAAGGAUCUUCUAAUUGCGCCUAGAGUGGCCGUGGCCUUUUCGGUACCUUGGGACAGUGAGGCGAUGGUUUAA
Spirometra erinaceieuropaei is the source of this 4758-nucleotide messenger RNA. The record is from the annotation of a GenBank genome assembly. NCBI's taxonomy places the organism in Eukaryota, Metazoa, Platyhelminthes, Cestoda, Diphyllobothriidea, Diphyllobothriidae.